AUGAGCAUCAUAGGAAAGUUAAUAAUAGGAAUCCUGAGAGUUGCGGGCCUCAUUGCUGCACCAUUCACAUUUGGGGCCGGAAUCGUAGUGUCCAUUGUAGGGGCAGGAAUUGGUGGCGCGGGGGGAAUGGUCAUGUCUGGUUCCAAAGUCGUUGAGAUAAUCUUGGAAAGUUUAGGACUCAAAGACGUGCAAGCGGCAAUUGAGGACGAUCGUGAAGCUUGUAGUGAGCUCCAGAAACAGUUAGAUUCCUUAGAGAGCUUUAUCUCUAGCUUAGCAGAGUUCCUUAAACCGCUGCAUGAUGACGCGGUUUUGCUCAGAGAAUUAGAAGGAAGUGGAUUUGAAUUUCUUAAUAGCCAGAGGAUAUCUUAUGAAGGGAUUGGCACGUCCACCGAAGAGAGAGUAAAAUUCGGUGCCAGGUUCUUCAGGGCAGCCACUUUACGUUAUCACGUUACUCGUCAAAUCAUCUUAG
Messenger RNA from Porites evermanni, 469 nucleotides. The record is from the annotation of a GenBank genome assembly. Lineage: Eukaryota; Metazoa; Cnidaria; Anthozoa; Scleractinia; Poritidae.